This is a messenger RNA of Anthostomella pinea, 2748 nucleotides long. NCBI's taxonomy places the organism in Eukaryota, Fungi, Ascomycota, Sordariomycetes, Xylariales, Xylariaceae. The record is from the annotation of a GenBank genome assembly.
AUGGUCACACGAAAACAAGUCCCCGAGAAUGCCUCCGCCGACACAAGUCAUCCAGGUGUGCGACCGCAACUGUGGUCAGCCGCUGACUCUGAACCAGAUGCAGAAGGAAUAUGGGGAGACCAAGACUCCGUCUCUGCCUCGGCGAGUCACCAUGCCACAGGCGAGGCGGGGGGCUCCGGCGCGUUACAACAUGUGCCAGACGCCUUGCGACCUGGCGUGGGCUCCAAGAGCAUCAGCUACGUUGAAGACGAGGAGAACCCCUGGGGCGACGGCCCCAACACGCAAUCCAAUCUACCAGCCGUGAAUAAGCAGGAGGUCAAGCUCGACGAGGUCCCGAUUGCAUUGCGACCAGCUGCGAACCAUCCUGAGACGAACCCUUUCAAGCGAAAGCCACUACAAACCACUCCAUCCGUACAAGACGCGACACAUCCACCUGCGACGGCAUCCGAACCUCCACCGCAUCCACCGACACACGCAUUCUCGCAAUUACAAGUGCAUGAGCCUGAACAGAGUACUAAUCCCUGGCAGCCUGCGCUUGACGACAAGAGGCCACCCGCCACUAUAUACCAAGCUCCUCCACUUUCCCAUCAAGAUACUGGAAGCAACGUCUGGGACUCGGGGGCUCCCUCGAGACAACCCUCCACGGGUCCGGCCUCGGAUUCGCCUGCCAUGCCUCCUUUACAAAGCGCAGAAGACUCACAGCCAUGGGAUGAUACACCUUCACAGCCUUCGCUGCCGGCAUUGCCUCAGCCAACUAUCGAGUCGGAUGCGUUCAUGGAUGAUCAACAUGCUUGGGAUGACCUAGGAUCUGGGAACAAGGGCAAGCAACCAAUCUCACACCCACAGCUGCAACGCCCAGCUGGCGAUGGCUGGAACCUGAUCGACCAUGAACCUAUGCCGGAACCGGCGCCGGACACGCUGUCAAGACAGAGUACAUGGGAGAAUUUCGAGGAUGCUGAAGAGAACAAGGCAGAAGAGGCUACCGAUGCCGGGCCAGCAGAAGAACCACCGGCUCUACCGCCUCGGAACUCAGUCGACGUACCUCCACCGCAACCGCCAAGACACCACUCCCCCAGUACUGCGAAUAAGUCGGAAACGUACCAGAUAAAAAACAUCAACUGGGUUGAUUCGACCGUGGCUAAAAACCCUCGGAAAUCGCCCAUUCUCGUCCAGAACGCAAACGGUCCUUGUCCGCUGCUUGCGCUGGUCAACGCUUUGACAUUGAGCACCCCUGCUGACCACACGACAUCAAAUCUGGUAGAGGCACUCAGGUCCCGUGAGCAGAUCAGUCUCGAAUUCCUCCUUGAAGCAGUUGUUGAUGAAUUGAUGUCAUCUCGUCACUUGGAUUUAGACGUAUCCUUGCCAGACAUGUCUGAACUCUAUGCGUUCUUGAAAGGCUUACAUACUGGCAUGAAUGUCAAUCCCCGCUUCGUUCCUACUUCCGAAGUUGCCACAGCUCAUAAACGAUCGUCGCUCACACAUGUCCAUCCAUCCGAGCGUGGGGACGCUGUCCCCGGCACCUUCGAAAACACAAGGGACAUGGAGCUAUAUGCCACUUUCUCUGUCCCUUUGAUUCACGGCUGGCUGCCAUGGAGAGAGGAUCCAGUGUACGAUGCGCUGAGCAGACAGGCAUCUUCGUAUGACGACGCACAGAGCUUGUUGUUCCGGGAGGAUGAACUCGAGGACAAACUCAGUAAUUCGGACACGGGGCUUACAGAGCAAGAGCAGCAGCUCUACCAAGAUGUUAUUACGAUCAAAUUAUUCCUCUCUACCUCUGCCACUCAGCUGACUCCAUGGGGUCUCGAGGUUAUCACCAGAUCGGUCAAGCCAGGCUCGGUAUCGAUACUCUUUCGAAACGAUCACUUUUCUACCCUGUACCGACACCCUCAGACGCAUCAGCUAUUUACACUCGUCACAGACGCUGGCUACUUUACGCAUGAUGAAGUUGUGUGGGAAUCACUCGUCGACGUUAGGGGCGAACGAGCCGAGUUUUUCUCUGGAGAUUUUCGUGUUGUUAGUGGUCCUCAAAAUCACAAGCGAUCAAACAGUGUGCCCGAUGCCUGGUAUGACGAGGCUGAAUCUAGCAACAAUGCCAGUAAUUGCGGUUGGCAGACAGUGCAGAGUCGACGAUCACGGAAUAGCCACCAAAUCGAAGCACAUCCCGGUACACCUAUUUCGCCGGGGCAUGAGCAAGAGGAUCGGGACCUGGCGCUAGCGUUGCAUCUCCAAGAGCAGGAAGAUGAACGUCAACGUGCAGAGCAAGUCGCUCGGCGCCGAGAAAGUCAAUUGUCGGAGCAGUACAUCGAACAGCAAGGACGGCAAGGCAACCGCACUGGUCCACGAAAUCGUGGCGGCUCUAUCAGCAGAGGUGGUGCAAGCCCUAGCAUUCCGGCCAGAGGGGCCAGCCAGUUGGGAGGUGGGAGGCCGCCGGCGCAACAAGUUCGGUCGCUGAUCCCACCUGUCUCGACAACCCAUCGCCCAGCCGAUGAGGCCACGGAGGAAGCGCCACCGAGCUAUGAACAGGCUUCCAAGGCAACCCCAUAUGUACCACCUACCGGCCACCCCAGCCACCCUUCGAGCAGCCCCAGCAGUGCGACGCCUAGGAGAUUAUCGUCGUUUGUCGGGCCAAGCAAUGCAGGACCGAGUACUCCGAUUCGAGGUCGGCCGGGCGCGCCUCCUCCUGUUGCAGGUAGCAACGGUGGGGCUCAAGCAAGCGGUGGGAAGGAUAAGGAUUGCAUCGUAAUGUGA